AUGGGGUGGUGGGAGAACGCCAAGAGCGUGUUCGGCGACGGCGGGGGCGGCGGCAACGUCGGCUGCUUCCCGAGGAUCGGGAGGAAGCAGGCCAGGAACUCGUACGCUUUCCCGGCGGACCCUGGGAGCGAGAAACGGAGAGGAGGAUCGGGCGGCCCCGUCCCGGAGGAGGUGAUCACGGUGGAGGUGCCGGAGGUGACGCUGCGCGAGCUGAACGAGAUCACCGCGUCCUUUUCCAGCGAGAAGCUGAUCGGGCAGGGGUCCUACGCCAAGGUUUACCAGGCCACGCUGCGGAGCGGCAGGCUCGCCGUCGUCAAGCGGCUGGAGAAGCCCUCCAAGUACGCGUCCAACGUCGUCUUCCUCAAGCAGCUCGGGGUGGCGUCGAGGCUGAACCACGACAACUUCGUCCGCCUGUUCGGGUACACCAUCAGCGGCGACCUCCGCGUGCUCGUCUACGAGUUCGCCACCAUGGGCACCCUCCACGACGUCCUUCACGGGGACAGGGAGGUGCUGGGGCUGCCGCCGCCGGAGCAGGGCAGCGCCGGCAGGCCGGUGCUGAGCUGGAUCCACCGCGUGCACAUCGCGCUGGACGCGGCGAGGGGGCUGGAGUACCUGCACGAGAUGGUGCAGCCGGCGGUGACGCACAAGGACGUGCGCUCCACCAACGUGCUGCUGUUCGAGGGGUUCAGGGCCAAGAUCGCCGACUACAACAUGUUCAGCCAGGCCGCGGACAUGGCCAGGCUCAACCGCUCCACGCACACGCUCGGUUCCUUCGGCUACCAGGCGCCCGAGUACGCCAUGAUGGGGCAGAUGACGGACAAGAGCGACGUGUACAGCUUCGGCAUCGUUCUCCUUGAGCUCCUGACGGGUAGGAAGCCGUUGGACCGGACGCUGCCGCAGGGCCAGCGAAGCCUGGUGAACUGGGCAGCUCCGAUGCUGACGGAAGACAGGGUUCAGGAAUGUAUCGAUCCGAAGCUUGGUGAUCAGUAUCCUCCUGCCGGAGCUCUCAAGCUCGGGCGAAUCGCGGUGCAGUGCCUGCAGUACGACCCCACCUUCCGGCCGUCCAUGGGCACCGUCGCCCGCGUGAUCAACUACGCCGUCUUGCGAGACCAGCAGGGCGUCGUCUGA
Messenger RNA from Miscanthus lutarioriparius, 1128 nucleotides. The record is from the annotation of a GenBank genome assembly. NCBI's taxonomy places the organism in Eukaryota, Viridiplantae, Streptophyta, Magnoliopsida, Poales, Poaceae.